UCACUCAUUCCAACCCCAGACUGUGAAACCUUACUGUACAUUCCUUCAACCUCGGCCCACAUCGCGUGUCCGCUCUUUGUCGCAGGUUUCGGGGGUGAACGUUUCGAGUAUGUGUCUCUAUAAAGCGUGUGGGAGUAAGGUUUGAGUGUGUGCGUAACGGAGUGUUAUGGAUUGUUAUUACCGUCGGACAACGGGGAGACGCCAAUGUUUACGCCGCGAGCGAGGCUUCGUGAGGGCUGAUUUUCGGUGUUAAGAGUUUAUGUCGGACUUUGGGGAGAAAAAACCCAAAAACAAGGAAAAUAAUGAAUGCUGACAAGUGAUUGUAAACUAUUAUCGAAACUCGUUUCCCGUCGCAGGACCAAUGGAUCAACCAGAGGCGGAGCUGGAGCGGAUCGCCACAUGGUUCAGUGAGGAGGGACUCGCUCCGGACUCCCCUAAGGAGGCUCAGCUGUGUUUGCUAUGGAGUGCCCUCCAGCGUACAAGAAGUCGUCUUAACAGUGUGACAUGGGACUUGGACACCCACCGCUCACAACACUUGGUAGAGAUGGCAGAUGUACGCAAGUCCUUGGAGCAGAUCCGAAUCUUUACUGAGCACAAAGAUGUUUUGACUCAGGAGAUACAAGAUGAAAACGAUCAGCUCAAGGACCAGCUGCAACGCGUAAUAUCCCUUCAAGAUUCCCAGAUAAGUGAGGUGGCUAAGAUGCUGUACCAGCAGGGCCUCACAGAGUUGAUUCACAGCAGCCCCAGUGAGCAGAUGGCCUACCUCCUGGUGGAGAGAGCCUCACUACUCGAGUCCAGUGAGGAUCCUAACAAUCUGACGGGUGAUGUAAACACAGCCAGCCUGCUGGGGACUGAAGACCAGGCAUUGAACAGCAAUGCAAACCAGUCUUUCCACAAGGGGGCACCACGUGGCAUCCAGAGCCCCUGGAGGAGACUCUUUGGACUCCACAAAGCUUCACAGAGCAAACAUACUUUUAUUCCUAUCGAGGCCAGCCAUUUGGCUGGCCAGGCAAGCAGCGUUGAGAGGGAAUGUUCCCGUCUGGAGCGGGACCUGGAGGAGGGCUCCCGCCGGCUGGCCAUGGCCCACAAUGAGAUCCGGCGGUUGACUGAUGAGCUGGAGUCUGCUCAUUUGACCCAAAGAGCUUAUGAGCCUGAGCUGCAGGCAGCACAGCAGGAGGUCGAUGAACUCAGGCAGGAAGUACAAAAACUGAAGAAAUAUGAAAUGGUUGAACUGCGAAAGGCCAAAGAGCUGAACGAUCGCCUGGACCUGGAGAUCAGAGCCUUGAGGGGCAGGGUACGCACCCUGGACGCUGAGAAGAGUUCUCUGCAGCAGAUGGUGGUGACUCUGCAGGAGAGGGUGGAGUGGCUGGAGUCAGCUCCGCAGGAGCAGCCGCAGCUCCACCCUGAUCAGGUUCAGGAUAACGGGGCCACAGAGCCUGCCGAAGUCUUAUCUCUGAAAAGGGAGGUGGAGCGGCUGGAGGCAGCCCUGGAGGAGCUGCAGCAGCAGACUGAACAGGUUCAGGCAAGCAAAGUAUUUAAAUCUCAAGCAGCAGAACUAGCACAGAGCAACCAGACCUGCAGACAUUUACAAGAGGAACUCACUGCUCAGACAAGAUGCCUUUUGGAUAAGCAGGAAACUGUACAUUCCCUCAAGCAGCAGCUGGAUACUUCCCAUAAUGACCUGGAUCACCUCAUCGCUAACAUCUGCACUAAAGAAAACAAUGUUCAGGAUCAAAAGCUGUUGAAGCAAAAAGGGCAACAUUGUGAAAACACUCACUGUCGGCUUAAAGAUGAUGAAGAGCUUCAGGCACAACUACAGCUGCUGCAGAACAAAGAAAUCACACUGCGUGAGGAGUGUCCUGAAUACCACGAAGCAGUUAAGACUCUGUUGGCCACCCAAAAUGAGUGCGAGACACUCAAGAAGGAGAUCUGUGAAACCCUUAAAUGCCUCGACAGAGAGCGAAGGAAAUACCAUGAAAUGAAGGAAAAGCACAAGGCAAAACUGUGUCGAGCGAAACAGAAAUGUGUUGACAAAACAUCAUGGCGUGAUGAGAGGAUAAAGAAUCUAGAGCGAGAGUUGUCUUUGUGUACCCAUUCAUUAUCAAAGGAAAAAGAGCUUACCAUAAGCAUUACUGUGGAAAAUGAGAAACUACUUGUUGAGAGAAGAAGGCUACUACAACAGCUAAAUGAGGAGGAGCACAACAAGAAAGACAGUAACCUAACAGCCUCUUUGUCCAAAUGCAGGGUGGAUUUUCUAGAGAUGGAAAACAAGAAACUAGGAAACAAAAUACUCCACAUGUUCAAUCAGCUAGCGGUCUUGGAACGCGACCUGCAAAACAUGCAAUCGCUCCACUUUGCUGAGGAACUGAAGAAAACAUCUAAUCCUAUGCAGGUUUUUAAAUCUCUCCCUGUGCAAACCUCAAGUGUGGUGAAGCCUGAGAUGUCUGAAAAUCAGGGCUUAUUGGACAAAACUCACAGAAAGCAGACGGAUGUGACUUCAUCCCCUCAUUGUUUCAUCUCUGGGCCCCUGUCUCGAUCAGCAGAGAUGGGCUACCUGAAUCUGACCUCCACUCAGAGACACUCAGAACCCUCGACUCCCCCGGUUGCCCUCAGCAACUCAGACAGUACGUGUUCCUUAGAUUAACUGUCUAUCUGCAACAUGAAUAUAUUGUACAGAAAUAGGGAUUUCCCUUUCUGUCUUUCAGUUCCCUUUCGGUUUAAUUUUCAAGUUAACAAAAAAAUUAUUGACCUCUCUAGAACUGAGUGAAAACAGUUCUCAUGUACAACAUUUUUAAUAUUCUUGUUAAAAAUUAAUCCACAUCCUGCGACUGUUCAAAAUAUAGAAUUAAAACCCGACCAGACUUACAUUUACGCUGCAUGAAUUUCCCCUGAGGGGAACGCAAGCCACACAAACCUGUCACAGUUUCCGCCAUGAUGAUUGUUUUUACACAUACUUCUCGUGUGAUUUCCUUUGCACAAAUAAAAACAUUGUUUUUGAACUGCACUCUGGGGUUUCAUAAAGCAGUGGUGAAGAAGCCACUGUACCUACUCUCUCUCUCUGCCGCAAUCAAUGAAAUGUACUUUUAUUAUGUUUAUAUUAAGUCCUAAAAUGUCCUUUUUGUGGCUGGUUGCCUGUUGCAUUUGUUAGCAUUUAAACUACAAACAUUCAAUUGACUAGUUGGCCUCUUGGUCUGUUAAACACAGUGAGACAUCUGAGUAGACAGUGACUACAGCUCAAAAUAUUUCUAACCAAAGGGAUCUAUUCUGAAUUAGUGCUCACUGAUACAGAUGUUAGAUGUUACAGCUACUUGUCAAUAACAGCUUCACGCUUUAACUCCAUAUCAAACUAUCAUGCAUAAACUAUAUUAAAACAUUUAGUAUAAAUGUACAAGAUUUAAUGUAUAAGAAUGGACCAGAUUAUGGUCUUAUGGGUCCUCAAAUCUAUUUCCAACACUACAUCCCAACAACUUGGACAUUUUAGAGAACCAAUGUGUGGCCUUAUCAACUUUUAUUCAAACAAACAGCAAAGUAAAUUAUAUUGAUCAUCUCUAAUGUGCAGCCAGGGCAACUCCAAAGGCUCUUUCCUUUAUGACUUUUAAUGAGGUCAGACCAGUACAAAGGUCUGCAACUACAUGAGACUGUAACGUGUCUGUCGACAGACUACUGUUCCAUUAAAAUAUAUGUAUUAAAGAACUAAUAAAUGCAAAAACAUCUCUGGGACAGGGUUCAUUGGGGUAUUAGAUUUCUCCUUAUAAAUGUUCAUUUUAUUACCACGUAUUUUAAGUUAAUUUAAAAAUAAAAAUAAAAGUAGUUUCCCUGCAGAAAAGCAGCUGAAGCAGUAAAUUAAUCUCAACCUGCCAAAAACGCCACUUGAAAGAAUGCGACCAAUAUGAUACAUCUGAUUAAAAAGUUCUUGGUAACCAGAUAACUCUACACCAAUGUUUCUCUACACGGUUUCAUAACUAACAAAAAGGAAUAUGAGAUAAUGUAGGCCUUAUCUCAUAUUCAUAAUUUUUUAUGUUGCAGCUUGUUAAGGUGGAGCUGUUUUUAACUACUUUCAUACUUUAUAGUAGGCUAUAUACUACUUAAUAAUACAAAAAUACAACAUUCCCCCUGAGAUGUACUGAGUAGAAGUAUAAAGUUACAUGAAAUGAAAAUUCUUCUCAAGUACAGUACAUGAGUAGCCUAACUGUACUCAGUUACAUUCCACCCCUGCUAGAACAAGGGCACACCUCAUAGAUCUAGCCUCCUAAUUUUGCUCUCAAAGUGCACCAUUUUGAUGCAUUUAACUUUAAAACUUACAAAAUGUUCUUCGGGGUUAGCAUGCCGUACCCCUCUAGAGGGCCAAAGGUCUACCCACCAUAGUAUCACACAAUCUUGUGGUAAACACCGCUGCACGCAUCAUUUUCAAGGUUGUGUUACAAAAUAUAUUGCAUUUGUACUUCCAUCCUACUCCAAUAAUAUAAAUGGGGUCAGUCAUCAUCAAAAAAUGUAAAGCUUUGACAUUUGAGUGACAAGCUGAGUAGACUUAAUAAGUGCUAUUACGAACUGAAUUUAAGACUAAUAAAAAAUAAAUA
Molecule: messenger RNA, 4577 nt
Organism: Anoplopoma fimbria (sablefish)
Lineage: Eukaryota; Metazoa; Chordata; Actinopteri; Perciformes; Anoplopomatidae
Product: coiled-coil domain-containing protein 30
Exons: 19
Coding region: 362-2644 (760 amino acids)
Source: RefSeq, a predicted model, not a curated record